Molecule: messenger RNA, 3096 nt
Organism: Gekko japonicus
Lineage: Eukaryota; Metazoa; Chordata; Lepidosauria; Squamata; Gekkonidae
Gene: CCP110
Product: centriolar coiled-coil protein 110kDa
Exons: 15
Coding region: 88-3096 (1002 amino acids)
Biological process (GO): centriole replication; regulation of cytokinesis; centrosome duplication
Cellular component (GO): centriole
Source: RefSeq, a predicted model, not a curated record
AGCCGCGCUGCGGUGGGCAGGGAGCGCGCUCUGCCCGGCUUGUGGAGCACACCGGCCGGCCUUCUUCUGGAGCCUUACUGAAGGGAGAUGGAGGACUACGGGAAGUUCUGUGCAAAACACCUGGCGAGGCUCCAAGGAGAGGCACUGCAUGGAGAGAUGCCUGGUCCAGUUGCCCAGCACAGCAGUGUUUCCCUGAUCCAGUUCCAUGGUGUCCCUGUGCUUCCUCCACUGCUUAGUAUUGAGAGAAAAAAGGAAAUCCAGCAAGACAGACAAAAAGCACUGGACUUUGAACUCUGGAGGCAAAAUUCCAGGAAAAGAAUUUUGUUGAACCGUGUACAGGAGAUUCUGGAAAAUGUGCAGAUGAAUAAACUGUCCAGUCCGAGUGACUUAGAUCCUUCAGGGAUGGAGAAAACUUGUUCUGCUGUAGAGCCUCAAGUGAUAAAUGGCUUUGUGAGCAAUUCAAACAGUGUUUUGCCAAGUUCUACUGCUCUUAGUUGUUCUACAGAACCCCACAAGACACUGGAAGCUAAGCCAGCAGAUGCCCCAGUUGAAUCUGAUGGAAACUUACUCAGAGAAACUGAACAGCUUGUCCCAGAUAAACAAGAGGAUGUUUGCCCUGCCCUGUUUGAGAAGAGAGGUUGCCCAGAAGGUUCAUUUGCCAUUCCAGGAAACCUGCUUCCUUCCAAUGAGACGGCAAAGCAAGAGAAUGUCGAGAUGGGGCUGGCUGCUGUGGAAGCCCCGGACCCUUACGUAAUGAGUCUUCAGAACCUCUUGAAAAAAUCCAGGGAGUACAUACAGAGAGAACAAAACAGACGUAGCUUGAGAAGUAGUUCAAAGAGAAGCAUCAGUGAGAGCCUUUCGGAUAAAGAAAACGAUGCAGUUAAAAUAAGUGACUCCAUGAAAGAGAGAGGAAAGUUAGUGGGCAGGAGCUAUACGGCAAUGACGCUUGAUAAACCAAACCUUACUUCUCUGCAAGGUACCUCUGUCCCCAAAAAUAGCACAAGAGUAGUAGCAUCAUCCAGUUUCUCUAAAGUAGAUAUACCCAUGAGAUCUGGAACACCACCUGUGCUGGAUUCUGAUUCAGAUGAAGACUUUAAAAAUACCUCUCUGUUUGAUCAUGAUAACAGCCUUCUCCGAAGCCUUACGGGUUCUUACUCGAAAUUACCCAGCCCUGAGCCAAGCAUGAGCCCCAAAAUGCACAGAAGGCGCCCAAGACCGUCUUCAAUGGGGCACAUAGUCAUUAACAACCCUAUAAAUGCCUAUGAAUUAAGCCCCAACGAGAAGGGAAGAGCUGUGGGUUUGAUUGGUCACACUGCUGGUGACAAAACUUUUGCCUCGGACCCUGUGCCAAAACUGACUCCAGACUUUGCUCCAGUUUGCUCCAGUGAAACUGCUUUCAACAAGAGUGCUUCAGACAUCUCUGAUGAAUCGGUGGCUGUCAAACAGGAUCAAGUCUGUCACCUUCCUCCUAGCGAGCAAGAAAGCAGAGGGUUUCCCACUAGUGCUGUAGCUGGAGGAGGAGGAGCGCUGAUGACAUCAGAUAGCAGAGGGACACCGACUACUUGCUUUUCGGCCCCAAGCCUGCAAGAACUCCCUGCAGCUGGCAGCCCCGUUGCCACACAAAAUGCAGCAAGGGCUGGUGGAGCCAAGCAAGCUAGUUUGCCAGACAAAGCCAAAUGCAGUGCAGUCACAGAGCUUAAUAAAUCUUAUGACGUGGAAAGCCCUUCUCCUUUGCUGAUGCAAACCCAGCACCCACCACAAAUGGACACCCCGAAUGCGGGAAGUGAGCAUGUCUUGGAAAAUAGCUUUGAAAAGGUGAAGCGAAGGCUUGAGCUGGAUGCUGACAAUGGGCAGAAGGAAAAUGUGCUUUGUGGUGUGAGGGGAGGUGCCAGUGAGCCAGAGAAACGGCGGCUGCAUGACCAGAGGGGCCCUGUGGGAGCUGCUUUCACUGCCAAGAACGAGGCGCAUGGCAGAGGUUCUGGAGACGAGGAGGCUCUGAAAACAAAAAUGCUGGCUUUGGAAGACAUGAGGAAAAGACUAGAAGAGCAGCAUGCGCAGCAGCUCUCGUUGCUGAUUGCAGAGCAAGAGCGAGAGCAGGAAAGGCUGCAAAAGGAGAUCGAAGAGCAGGAGAGAAGGCUAAAAGGAGAGAAGGCUGCCCUCGCUGGAACUGAGGUCCCUCCGAUUACUGUUGGCAGCGGGGUGGAUUUGCAGUGGAGGAAAAUCAGUGACCCCCGCUUGCUGGAAUCUGUGCUGACUCAAGUGGAAACUCUCCAUAAUGCAAACUCUGAGAGCAUGGGUUUUGUCAAUGCCAAGCUUGGUUCAACGGCUGACACUCCGUUCUACCUCUGGGAACCGCCAGCAAAUAUGAAGUCAGUUUCAGCAUCCAGGUCGAUUAGCAGGAGCAAAAUGCGGUGGUCUCAGGUGUAUAGUCCCGAGAUGAAGAGGAAGUUAAACAAGAUCUCUGCUCUAGCCAAGGGGUUUCUGACGCGUAGACUCUUACAGACAGAGAAAUUGAAGCACCUCCAGCAAACUGUCAAAGAUACAAGGGAGUUCAUUAGGAACUUUCAGUCAGAAGCGCCACUGAAGAGAGGAGCCGUUUCUGUUCAAGAUGCUUCCUUGCAAGAACGAGUGGUGGCUCAGCUCAGAGCAGCCUUGUUUGAUAUUCAUGACAUAUUCUUCAAAAUGGAGGUGUCUGAAAGGAUGAAUAUCCUGCACCAUGAUCGGGAAGUUCGCAAAGAGAAAAUGUUGCGGCAGCUGGAUAAAGCAAAAACCCCUAGAGACAGAGUGUCACUUUCUAUAGCCACGCAGAAGUCUUUGGACAGGAAGAAAUAUAUGAAGGCUACAGAAAUGGGCAUGCCAAAUAAAAAAACAAUAGUGAAACAAAAGACUCCAGAAAACAGAGUCCUUCAGCCAAAUCAGGGACAAAAUGCUCCCAUCCAGAGACUCCUUUCCAGGCAAGGAACCCCUAAGGCCUCAGUGAAGGGGGCUGAGCAAAAUAGAAAGAAGCCCUCAGAGAGCAGAGUGUCUAACAAGGCCCGUUCAGGAGUAUAUGCAGGAAAAAUCCAAAGAAAGAAGCCAAGUGUUGUGACAACUUAA